GAAGUGAGCGCUUCGACGAGAAGAUUUGCCCUAUGCUGUGCGGCCGCGUACGCUUUCCACCUGUCCAUUAGUUUGGCACUUGUGUGUGGGUGUGUGCAAAAGUCUCACUCACAAGUACACUUGAUCGCUGAGCGCGCGCGUGUGUGUCAAAAUGUCGCUUUGACGUAUGCGGAUCAUGAGUAGAUUUAAGUCACCUGAAAAUUAACCACGUAACCAGUCGACCGUCGCGCUAUUCGUGGUUUUAAAUCAAGCACAAUACAUAUAUAGGUGGGACAUCAUGAGUGGAUUUGAUCUAUGCGCUUGCCUAAAUGGCAAUGAUUUAAUGAUACAACGAUUAUUGUCUAUUUUGCGACAAUCACAAGAAUAUUGCACAGACAAUGAGUGUCUUACUCCACCUUCAUUGCCUGCUUCACCUAAUGCUCAAGUUGAAUCAGGUGACUUUAUGGUGGUGUGUCUCAUGAUGAUCUUUGGCAUGCUAUUAUAUGUGCUCAGACCAAAUUCACUUCGUCAAUCAAGUGGUGGAAAAGGUAGAAACAAUGAUGCAGACACUGAUGGUGAACCACCAUUACCUCCAUCCUCUGUAAACUAAAAUGGCUUGAGGCUGGAUCUCUCAAGCCAUCAUUUGUUUUAACAUAAAAUGGUUGUAAAAAAUUUCUGAUUCAUUAAAAUAUUUUCUAGUUCCCUUUAAA
Molecule: messenger RNA, 689 nt
Organism: Phymastichus coffea
Lineage: Eukaryota; Metazoa; Arthropoda; Insecta; Hymenoptera; Eulophidae
Product: small integral membrane protein 14
Exons: 5
Coding region: 278-589 (103 amino acids)
Cellular component (GO): endoplasmic reticulum
Source: RefSeq, a predicted model, not a curated record